AUGUACAGUUUUUCCAGUUAUGACUUUUUGAACUCUGGACUCUCUGCCGACAGUUCAAGGAUAUCACCAGAGAGAGAACCGUCGCUGUGUUUCGCUUCAGAUAGCCCCCAAGGCUCUUCCAGCACUGGUUCUCAACAGAUUCAAUUCCUCUCAAGACACCUUGAUCUUUCCGUUGAACCAACAUUUGUCGAGCCGUCGUCUUAUCCCGCUCUAGAUUUGGGAGAUGUGAACAUAUUCGCAGAGUGGGAUGCAGGAUUCGACUCUUACCCACCGUUUUCCAACUCAUCCACUCAAGUGUCUUCGAUAAGCGGUUAUCAACAAGCUUCAACUUCUUCAUCGACAUUUGAGCCCUCCCUGCAGCCUACGACGGAAUCAUUACCAAAUUAUCCUCCUCAAAGUGUUGAAGACAUCAAUCAAUAUAUGCCUACCUCCAAUCCACGCAACAUCUUUCCAGAGUCUACUGUCGAAUCGGCCACGGCAGCUUUUGGGCUCAGUUCAACCUCUAUGAACGCCCCAUCAAAUAUACACACCCCACCAUCUGCCCGGUUAUUUGCGCCUGCAACUCACCCACUCGCCAUUCAUCAGGCAUUAUCAAGCAGAUGCCAAUCUCGACCGCUUGAAAACUUUGGGAAAUAUCCAUCCCCGGACGUGGCUGACGGGAAUCCCAGUUAUCUGUCAACCGCGUCCACGAGUGUGGCCCCGAAAAAUGUGCACGGAAGUCGAUACAUCGACAUUCUUCAUGGUGGGAUCUGGCUCAUUGACUCAGACCCACGAGCACAGGUGGAGAAUACCCUUACGAGGGUAGUCACAGAAGAUGAAAAACGAAAACAACAGUUGCUUCCAACGCUUGAAAGCGUUGAGAAACAGGUGUUGUAUUAUAACCCUGGGAGCCGUGCUAUCCUCCCAGGAAGUUCUACCGACAGUUUCCACUCCUAUAUCAGAGGAAAGGAAACAACAAAUCAAGAGGGAUCCAUGUGGGCGAAAUUGAACUGCGAAGAGAGCUCCGGGGGGAACCCCGUCGAGCCUCUCGAUAAGUUCAGACACGGCAAUGGAGGGAUGGUCAGCCAUCACUCUACAACUCAAAAUGGCGACAGGCAAGUCGCUACUGCUUCCAGAUACACCCGGAAGCGGAGGUUGUCAGCGGCAAAGAGCAAUGAGGGCAAAUCCCCCUCUGCUGCCAAACGGCCACGGACAGCAUCUCCGCUGGUUCGUGGCAGUGGAACGAGCACCUCGGCGCAGACCGAGGUUCUACAGGACCAAGAGGGGAGUGUGAGCAGGGUCGCAGCGACCCUGACGGCCGCACCAAGACCCCUGUUGCAGCCAGCACAGCCGCGCUGUCUAGCUGAAGGGUUCUCGCAAGGGCGCUUGGUGAUCGAGAAGCGUGAACGUCACCGAAAAAAGGAUGGAGGACUCACCUUCCAGGUCAUGAGGCCCACAUAA
Messenger RNA from Psilocybe cubensis, 1440 nucleotides. RefSeq lists its product as uncharacterized. The record is from RefSeq and is a predicted model, not a curated record. The transcript has 8 exons. Bases 1 to 1440 code for a protein of 479 amino acids. NCBI's taxonomy places the organism in Eukaryota, Fungi, Basidiomycota, Agaricomycetes, Agaricales, Agrocybaceae.